AUGUUUUUCGAUGGGAUGGAGAAACUUACAGUUUUAGAAUUGAAUGAAGUACGUAUGUUGCAACUCCCACCAUCACUUGCAAAUUUGGUUAACCUUCGGAUGUUAUGUCUAAAUGAAUGCCAGUUGGAAGACAUAACUAUACUCAAGGAUCUAAAGAACAACCUUGAAGUACUUAGCCUUCGGGGUUCUGAUAUCAAGGCCUUACCAUCAGAGAUUGGACAAUUGACUCAACUUCGGUUGUUAGAUUUGAGAGAUUGUAACAAACUCUCAAAGAUUCCACAAGGUGUCAUAUCUAAUUUGUCUCGCCUGGAAGAAUUAUACAUUUUAGAUAGCUUUGUGCAAUGGGAGGAUGCUACAGCCAACAAGGAAAGAAGCAAUGUGAGCCUUGAUGAGUUGAGGAAGUUGACGCAAUUAACCACUUUACAUAUACACAUUCCAAAUGCCAUGCUACUGCCUAAAGACAUCUGCUUUGAAAACUUGAUCAGAUUUAUAAUUUCAAUGGGUGAAAGCUUUGAUUCUUUUGAAUAUCAGUCAUCAACAAGGAUGUUUAAACUCGUAGGCGUUCCCUUCAGGGAUGAGUUUAAUGUUUUGUUGGAGAGAGCUGAAGUGCUUCAUUUGGAAAAAGUGGAAGGUUUACAGAAGGUUACGUUCCCUGCCUUGGAGCAAUUAAAUAUUUACGGACUACCAAAGCUGACAGAGAUAUGGGACAGGAAAUUACCUCCACCAGAGUCCUUUAAAGAAUUGUGGGACUUGAGCAUCUGGAGCUGUAAGAAACUGGUGAAUGUUGGUUUGUCCAAUAUGCCCCGACAAUUACCAAAACUGAGAGCACUUUACGUAGCAUAUUGUCAAGAGCUGAAAGUAGUAGUAUUGGAGAAUGGGGAAGAAAAUGAAAAGGCCGAAAAUAACACAAAUACCAUCUUGUUCCCUCAACUAACGGGAUUGGCGCUUUUACAUUUGGAGAGCCUCAAAAGCUUUUGCACCUCUAGAUCUGAAAGACAAUCCCUUUUCACUAGCCAGGUUGCUUUCCCAGCCUUGGAGGUUUUGACAAUUUGGGAAUUGCAUAACAUAAUAGAGAUAUGGGACAAGCAAAUACUCAUAGCCUCAGAAAAAGAAUCAAAGUCCUUCUGCCAACUGAAAGAUAUUGAGGUUUCUAAUUGUGAGAAAUUGGUACAAGUGGUUCAAUUCAAUAUGCUCCCACGAUUGCAAAAUCUCAAAAAAUUCAACGUAGAUAAUUGUCCAAGGAUGGAAGUGAUAGUCUCGGAGAAAGAAAAAGAAGAAGGAACCACCACCAAUGAUAUCAUCGUGUUCUCUCAAUUAACAACUCUUAAUCUUUUUGAGUUAGUGAGCCUUAAAAGUUUCUACAACUGGCCUACAAGAUACGAAGCACAACCCUUGUUCAACCACCAGGUUGCUUUUCCCGUCUUGGAGGAUUUGAAACUUCAGAAAUUGCCUAACAUGAUAGAGAUAUGGGACAGGCAACUACUCAUAGCCUCAGAAAAAGAGUCAAAGUCUUUCUGCCAAUUGAAAGAUAUGAAGGUUUCUAAUUGUGAGAAAUUGGUACACAUAGUCCAAUUCAAUAUGCUCCCACGGCUGCAAAAUCUCAAAAAAUUCAAUGUAGACAAUUGUCCAAGGAUGGAAGCGAUAGUCUCGGAGAAAGAAAAAGAAGAAGGAACCCCAAGGAAUGAUAUCAUCAUGUUCUCUCAAUUAACAACUCUUAAUCUUUCUAAGUUGGUGAGCCUUAAAAGUUUCUACAACUGGCCUACAAGAUCUAAAGCACAACCCUUGUUCAACCAACAGGUUUGA
Camellia sinensis is the source of this 1803-nucleotide messenger RNA. Lineage: Eukaryota; Viridiplantae; Streptophyta; Magnoliopsida; Ericales; Theaceae. The record is from RefSeq and is a predicted model, not a curated record.